Cyphellophora attinorum is the source of this 2685-nucleotide messenger RNA. RefSeq names its product Beige-like protein. Lineage: Eukaryota; Fungi; Ascomycota; Eurotiomycetes; Chaetothyriales; Cyphellophoraceae. The record is from RefSeq and is a predicted model, not a curated record. The coding region runs from base 1 to 2685 and encodes 894 amino acids. The transcript has a single exon.
AUGAGCCUUCCCGUUGGCGGGCAUGGCCGGUCGCGUGCUGUGUCUACCGCUAUUGUCCCUCAACCACGCGAUGACGAUAUCAGCUCACUGGUGGACAGCCUGCGACUCCUAGCCUGCAGCACAUAUGCCAGCCUCUCCGAUGCGCUCGACGACUCGACGACUCUCCAGCAACUGCGCCAUAAACUCAAAGAUGACAACGAUCUACACUCGUCCAAAGGCGGCUUCAGAAGGGUCGGAGGACACCAGGUGGUUCUGAACCUGGCUGAGAACAUUUGCAGCUUGUAUGAACAGCACGGUCCAGUCGCUGAGACGAAGCGUACGCUACAGCAUCUCGGACAAGUGCUGGGCGUACUGAGUGCUUCGCUCGAAGGCCAUGCUGGGAACCAGAAGUUCUUUCGAUCGGGUCCAGUUGGCGACGGCUGGGCACGCCUCAAGGUCUGUUUGGACAGGCUCCUGUCAAACGUAGUCGAGGGUCAGUCGGAUGACGAGGGUUUGGAGCAACUCCUGGGUCUCUUGUUAGCAGCAGCAACAUGUGAAGAGUCGACCGCAGACUUAUACACCUCGUUGGCACGAGCGAACUCUGGUGCUGAUGCUGAGGAAGGCGGACUCUCCGGAUUUGAUACCAUCUCAAUACAGAACAAGAUCGAGGCGGUACUGGCAGAUGGUACAGAAUUGGCACUCCCAGAGUUCGUGGUCCUACAGGUUCAUGUCUGGAGCAAGGCUCGUGACAACCUCAGCGCUGUCACACACCAUGCACUCCCACUAGGCCUGACAGCUCUGGUGUCAGGCUCUCGUCACAACCUGGUUGCUGCACACCUUGCAGGGCUAUCGAGGGAGAUACUGCCUUUGGUCUUUGUAGACGACCUUCCCCUGCAGCAACGUCGCCUAUGGCAGAAUGUCUCAAAGCUACUCUACAGCGAAGGUGCGUCGGACCUGGGCGAGGCAAGGCAAAUAUUCUCAAACGCUCGAUCGAAUCCAGAGGCUGGACAAUUUUUGCUCGAUGCACUCAAAGAUUCGAGACGGCCUUCCAGCGUGCAAUUUGACUUGGCUCAUGCGGGAUACUCAUCUGUCGAGCUAAGCUCACUCGGCCGGCCGUUCCCACCGACGGACUCUGCAGGCUACACACUCAGUAUCUGGGCUCGCUUUGAUGACUUCGAUCAAGAUGCCCACACAACACUGUUUGGUGCGUUUGAUAGCUCACAAAGUUGCUUUGUGCUCAUAUAUCUGGAGAAGGACACCCAUCAUCUCAUACUUCAGACUGCAAUCAGGGGUCAAAGACCAAGUGUGAGGUUCAAGAGUGUGGCCUUUUUGCCGAAUAAGUGGUAUCAUAUAGCGCUCGUUCAUAAGCGGCCUAGAACAGCCACUUCCUCCAAGGCGUAUCUGUUUGUCGAUGGCGAGUUCGCUGAACAGCAGAAGGCAAACUAUCCAUCGAUCCCGCCGUCUGAAAAAGGCCAACGACUAAAGGUACAAGGCUUUCUCGGCACUCCGCAAGAUCUGUCUCCAGCUCAAUCAGGCGAGCGGUGUAUGUCAAAGUGGUCACUGGCUUCGGCCGCGCUGAUUGCGGAGGCUUUGAGCGACGAUAUUGUCGCUGUCUUCUUCAAUCUUGGGCCGCAUUAUCAUGGCAACUUCCAAGACUGCUUGGGCUCCUUCCAAACCUACAAGGCAUCGGCAGCUCUCAACUUGAGGAACGAAAUGCUUCACCCUGGGAAAGAAGACAAUUCGGAGUUGAUAUUGGCUAUUCGGCAAAAAGCUAGUGAUCUGAUCGCAGAAGAUCGAAUUCUCCUUAGUAUUUCUCCUGCUACCAUUUUAGAUUCAGACGAUCGCAACCACGUGGACGAAUCUCAGCUAGUCAAGUCGCUAUCGAAAUUGGCGGCGAAGAAUCUCAUGGCCUACACACGAGCGGGAUCAAACGCAGUUGCCGUCAACGGAGCGAUACCAGCUAUCAAUGAUGCCUUGACUCAAGAAAGUGGUGUGGCGAUGCUCAUGGGGGAGCCAACCGUUGCGGUACCACAACCUCUCGAGGAUGCAGCGUGGCGACUGGGCGGCUGUGCGCCUAUCGUGCUCGGCCUGGUCGCGCAUGCUACGACGACGGAAGAUCUGGCUCUGGCUGUGGACAUUCUCUUUGAGACGAUCCGCAGCAGCUGGCGGAACAGCGAAGUGAUGGAGCGUGAGCGAGGAUACGACAUACUUGCGAUGCUGCUUCGAAGCAAGUUAACGCAAAGCAACGACCCAAGCAAACCAAUCUCCCUGUUGCCAACGGCUGCAUUAGACCGACCUAGCCUGUUCCUCAAGCUUCUGGACUCGAUUCUGGAUUUCGUCGGGUACGACAGUCACCAGAAGGACCAAUCUGUGAUCAAUAAUCCUCUGGCCUACAAGGUGCUACUAGUUGACUGCAAUCUCUGGCGCUGUGGGCCGAGUGCUGUGCGAGAGCUCUACUUCGAGCAGUUCCAGACAUUUGCGGUGACGAGCGUCCACAGCAGAUUCAAUCUCAGGCGCUUAGCUCGCAUGAGGGUGCUCCGUCGACUGCUUGAAGCCCUGAAAUCCGAGCCGGUCACCAAAACGGCAAUGCAAUCGUAUGCAGAUACAUUCCGCAUUCUGCUGCCUCAAGCUAUCACAGCUGAACUCCUUCGCUCCAUGGCCCUAUUCAUCACGUAUGCUGUCAACAAGCGGCACGUUGGCUACUAA